Nothobranchius furzeri (turquoise killifish) is the source of this 577-nucleotide messenger RNA. RefSeq names its product hemoglobin subunit beta. Gene Ontology annotation, molecular function: peroxidase activity; oxygen binding; haptoglobin binding. The record is from RefSeq and is a predicted model, not a curated record. Gene Ontology annotation, biological process: oxygen transport; hydrogen peroxide catabolic process. NCBI's taxonomy places the organism in Eukaryota, Metazoa, Chordata, Actinopteri, Cyprinodontiformes, Nothobranchiidae. Gene Ontology annotation, cellular component: blood microparticle; haptoglobin-hemoglobin complex; hemoglobin complex.
CCCACCACACCAGUGGAAAACAUCUACAGUCAGGCAAAAUGGUUAAAUGGUCAGACUUUGAGCGCUCCACCAUCCAGGACAUCUUCGCCAAAAUCGAUAAAAAUGUCGUGGGACCUGCAGCUCUUACCAGGUGUCUGACUGUCUACCCCUGGACUCAGAGAUACUUUGGUGGUUUUGGAAACCUCUACAAUGCUGACGCCAUAGCAGCAAAUCCCAAAGUGGCCGCUCAUGGAAAAGUCGUCCUCAACAGUCUGGAAAAUGGUGUGAAGAACCUGGAUGACUUGAAGAAUUUCUACAAGGACUUGAGUGUGCUUCACUCUGAGAAACUGCAAGUGGAUCCUGACAAUUUCAAGCUCCUGACUGACUGCAUCACCGUGGUUGUUGCCGGUCAGCUGGGUAAAGCCUUCACUCCUGAAGUCCACGCAGCUUUCAGCAAGUUCCUGGCUGUGGUGGUGGCCUCUCUGAGGAAGCAGUACUACUAGAGCUUCAGCAGAAGACACUCUGGCUCUUUUGUGUGUUUUAAUCAUGUCUCAGGAGGAGGAAACUAGUAAAUAAAAUGUUGUGCAAAAAAAAAAAA